AUGGAUUCUCAACUUCCAGGCCCCGGGGCAGGCAGGAAGCCUUUCCCAACCCUCCGCCGACCGUCCUCUAUCUCCAAAUCCGCGACUCCCCCCACUCCACCCGAACGACCUACCCCACAACGUACCGUCGAGGAGAAAUUCUUUAUCUCGACCUCCUAUUCCACCAUCGCUGCCAGAGCUCUGUCUUUCCAAGGACAAGUUCUCAAUGGCGUCACUCCGCUUCAACUGGCCCAAAACGGCUUUCACUACAAACCAUACCCAAGAUUCGGUGGUCUGGCCUGCUGCUUUGCUUGUCAAUCCUUCAAACGCCUGGACAGCUUCCAAAGUGCACCUUUCCGAGAGACUCAGCAACUACAUGUGGACAACUGCAUAUGGGAGGUUAUCUACAGCGAGAUAAAACAACAUCUCGAACAUACCACCAGUCUCGACAUUUCAACCAACGUAUCCCCUCUGCCUAGACAGUCAACUCCAAGCCACCAUCCUACGGAAUGCGAACCACUCAAGAAAACAACCACCGACGCCAGCACACAGACACCAACCCAAUCGACACCAGCAGCACCCGCUAUAGGAGAGAAUUCUCCGAACACUAACCUCGACUCCUUCACUCAAUCGCCGUCCGCCACAACCGACCUAGAACCACAAAUAGCCCCACCAACCUACUCUCCGCAGCCUCCUCAACCGAUCCCGCCUAACACCUCGCCCCAAAAUCAACACACGACCUAUGCUUCUGUCCUCCGGCAAUCUGUCGCAUCCACGCCAGGAUCGAUUCCUUCAACGCAAAAGUCUAUCACUCUCGCAAAACCCGCGAAAUCCGUACUCACAAUCGAAGAUCUUCACCGCCGUUUUCACAAUAAGCCGUCACCGUUCCAGCUCGAGGAUAAGCCAAAGCAACGUGCGACUAGACGAAUUCGAAUCAAAACCACCUCUGCAACACAGUCACUGUCCAAAUUCUUAGCUUCAGCUUUGCCCGCGUUCUCGCGGUUCUUAACAGAAAUGCAGCCAAAAUCGGACGCUUGCUGUCCGUCUCACCGCAAUUCCACCAUAGCCGCGCCAUAA
Penicillium daleae is the source of this 1056-nucleotide messenger RNA. RefSeq lists its product as uncharacterized. Bases 1 to 1056 code for a protein of 351 amino acids. NCBI's taxonomy places the organism in Eukaryota, Fungi, Ascomycota, Eurotiomycetes, Eurotiales, Aspergillaceae. The record is from RefSeq and is a predicted model, not a curated record. The transcript has a single exon.